This is a messenger RNA of Paramecium sonneborni, 1296 nucleotides long. Lineage: Eukaryota; Ciliophora; Oligohymenophorea; Peniculida; Parameciidae. The record is from the annotation of a GenBank genome assembly.
AUGUCUGUUUGGUAUUAUUUCUAUGCAUUUUAAGGCUAUUUUGUACAUAAAAAAAAAGAAAAUUUUACAGAAAGCUAGUUAGCAAUAUCUCAAAAAUAGGAUGCUUAAUAACAAGAGGAUGAUCGAUAUAAAAAACAAAAAUUAUCCGAUAAUUAAAGUCUAGAAAAAAAUAUCAUGGAAAUUUGGAUUAAGGAUUGUAAUCAAUUUAAAUAUGAUCUUAUCUAAAACAAAAAUGGUAACUAUGAAAAUGUUCUAUUAUUCAAAAACAUUUAGUUUUAUUAUGAUAAAAUUAAUAGUAAAUAGGAAAAAUUAUAUUAAGUAAAGGGAUUUAUUUAUUUAACUGAAUAUGAUCAAAAUUUCAAUCCAAAGUAUAAACUUUAAUCAGGGAAUUUUUUAGUCGAUUUGAAUAAAAGAAAGUUUUAAUUAAAUGGAGAAGGUAUUGAAUACUAAGGAAAGUCAAAAUUUGUAAAAUACGAAGGUAAUUUUAAGGAUGGAGAAUAUAUACAUGAAUAAAAGAAAGCAUUUACAAAUACUAAUUAGAAUUAAAAAAAAAAUAAUCCAAGAAUAAUUAUUAUAGAUGAGGCAACAGGUGAAUAGGUUAAUGCUUAAAAUAUAAAAAGACAAAAAUAAAAAUAAGUCUAAAAAGUUUGGUGUAAGUAUAAUUAAUAAAUAUCAAUUAAUGAUAUUAAUAUUUUGUAAAACUUAAGUUGGAUGACUAGUAAUAUUAUUGAUAGUUAUGUUCUUUAGCUUAACAUAGAAAGCGAAAAUAAAUAUUUCAAACUUAACGAAUUAGAAAAAAAAUAAGUUAAACGUAUAUUAUUGUUACCGACUAGUUUAACAACAAAUUUUGGCGAUUUAUUUGAUAAACAAAAAGCAUAUAAUUUAUUAGAAUAAGAAUUAUUAGAAUAUUCAUAAAUGAAUUUAGACAUCACAAAGAUUUACAAAAAAAUUGGAUUUCCAAUCAACAAAAUUAAUUUUCAUUGGUAUUUUCUAUUAUUUGAUGCUGAAAAUGGAGAAGUUUAAAUCUUUGAUUCUACAUCAAAUACUUAUAAUUCUUAAGUACACAAUAAAAAUAUAAUAUAAACUUUGGCAGAAGUUCUGAAAAUAACAAUUUAAAACAUAGAAAUUCAUAAAAAAUCAGGUUAAUAACGAAACGGUUAUUCAUGUGGAUAUUUCAUAUGCAGUUUUAUGAGGUUUUUAUAAGAAUAAUAAUUUUUGAAUAAUCAAAUAGAAUAUUAUUAUAAGGAAAAUGAAAUCAUACCAAUUUUAAAGAAUACAAUAGCAAGAAUUAAAUGA